UCCGUUUGGUUUCUACUAUAUUUUGCGACUACAUAGUGACUUCAUUUUCUCUCUGGUAAAAAACAUUGCAGAUCAAGAAGGAAACUACAUACAAACAUGAAUAUUGAGAUGCCUAGUUAUGCAAGGUCGGGUACUGGGAAUGGACUGAAGAAACGCACCCUUGAAAGCUGGAGGAAAUUCUUUCUGGCAGUUUGUGGGGUUGCUUUGGCUAUUGAUCCUUUUUUUCUCUUUAUUCCUGAAAUUGAUUAUCUAAACUCAUGCAUCGGUUACGACGAAACGCUUAGAACAAACGUUUGUUUCUUUCGUAUCUUGAUAGACGCAUUAUAUAUUUAUAUCAUCUUUUUUUCUCAAACAUCGUCUUUGAGAGGCAAGAUGAGCGGAAGAAAAACACUCUUCUACGUCAUUGUUGACAUUGUUUCUCUUCUCCCCAUUCCUGUGGUAAUGGUUCUCCUCGUCCGUACUGAAUGGUCUAGCAAUCUGGUGACAAAUAGAAUACUCAAGUGGACCAUAGUUGUUCAGUAUAUACCAAGAAUCAUUCGUAUCUAUCCGGUUUACAAAGCGGUGACAAAAACAACUGUUGGAAUAGCAGAAUCAAAGUGGAUUGGAGCUCUUUUAAACCUUUCGCUCUUCCUGUUGUGCAGUUAUGUGUUUGGGGCUUUCUGGUACGUUACUGCAAUUGAAAAGCGAAGCAUAUGCUGGCAUAAAUUUUGGAUGAAUACGACGAGGCCGACUAUGCCUGGCAAUCUCACGGAGCUGUUUUGUGCACAUUUAGUAGGUCGUAAAAGCAACAGAGAGUUUCUGAAUAAUUCAUGCCUAGUAAAGGAAUCUGCCGAUAUCCCAAAACCAUCCAAAUACUUGGCCGGGAUCGUAAACAAAACAAUAUACGACCAUGGUAUGUACGGUGAAGUAUUGAAGUCUGAGGUGGGAAGUAGAAAUCUAAGGGAUUUUCCAAAGAAGUUCUUCUACUGCUUUUGGUGGGGUCUCCGAAAUCUUAGUACCUUUGGUGAAAACCUCAAGCCAGGCAACUCUGCAACAGAUAUCUUUUUGGCUAUCAUCAUUUGCGCCUGUGGUUUAUUCUUGGUUGCUGUACUCAUUGGAAACGUUCAGAAAUACUUGCUAACAAGUACCGUCAGAGCAGACGAAAUGAAUGAGAGAAAGAAAGACAUAGAAACAUGGAUGACCUUUAGGCAACUACCAGAAGAGCUCAAGAAACGCAUUAAGGAAAACGAGAAAACCCUAUGGAAAAAUUACAGGGGCACGGAUGAAGAAUCUCUUCUUCGUCGCUUCCCAGAAGACCUCAGACGCGAAACUCAAACCUAUCUUGAUGAGCAUAGUGCAUAAUUUCGUUAUACCGGAUGGCAUCAAACCGGACCAGAAUUAUAAUGGAACAAUGUGUCUUCUUGAUGUUUGUUUAGGGACUUAUGUUCCCACUUCCCUUGUAUUUAUGAAUAUUUUUCUCCAUCCAUCUAUUGUCUUUGUAUCCUUCUAUCUAAAGUAAAACCCAUCUCCUCCAUUUCUCA
Molecule: messenger RNA, 1520 nt
Organism: Camelina sativa (false flax)
Lineage: Eukaryota; Viridiplantae; Streptophyta; Magnoliopsida; Brassicales; Brassicaceae
Product: putative cyclic nucleotide-gated ion channel 12
Source: RefSeq, a predicted model, not a curated record